Molecule: messenger RNA, 6405 nt
Organism: Coregonus sp. 'balchen'
Lineage: Eukaryota; Metazoa; Chordata; Actinopteri; Salmoniformes; Salmonidae
Source: the annotation of a GenBank genome assembly
AUGGAAGAGUUGGCGAGAGAAAGCAUCAGUUUGCUGGCCAAGCCCACGCUCGAUACCGAUGGCCCAAGACUUGGAUCUAUGGGAGCAAUUUUCAUCAUGCUCAAAUCUGCGCUUGGUGCAGGACUUCUCAACUUCCCAUGGGCUUUCGAGAAAGCCGGGGGAAUUCGCUCCGCGGUCGCCGUGGAAAUGGUUAGUGACUUUACUGACCCCAGUACCACAAUUUAUUUGAUUUGAUACAUUCCUGUUUUUAAACUUAAUUUUAACCACCUCCUGUUUUAAAACUUAUUUUAAACCAAUUUAAACGAUCUAUAUAGGCCUACUCCAAACCUAUUGAUUUAGGCAUGUAAUUUACUGUGCAGGUGAACCAUCUAGAAUUGGGUGGUGGGAAUCAAAUCAAGUCAAAUUGUAUUCGUCACGUAAACAACUGGUGUGGACUAACAGUGAAAUGCUUAGGCUACUUAUGGGCCUUUCCCUACAAUGCAGAGAGAAAGAAAAUAAAGAAAGGCUAGAAAAGUAAAACACAUAAAAAUAGAUACACAAGGAGUAAUGAUAACUUGGCUAUAUACAAGGGGUACACCUGUCUAUAUUUUGAAACAUAUAAUGUAGUCCCCUGUAGCUCAGUUGGUAGAGCAUGGCGCUUGCAACGCCAGGGUUGUGGGUUCGUUUCCCACGGGGGGCCAGUAUGAAAAAUGUAUGCACUCACUAACUGUAAGUCGCUCUGGAUAAGAGCGUCUGCUAAAUGACUAAAAUGUAAAUGUAAAAUGUACCAGCAAUGUUCCCUCAAAUUUUUGAGUGCAAACUUGAACAUUGUGAAAAUUCUGUGCAACUACCAGCGCACGUUUACUGUGAACACUGGGGCUGUACCCCCUUUAAUUUACUGUUUUAACAGUGGCCAAGUAGGCUACUGUGGCUAUUUGAUCAUAAUGUAGGCCUACCAGAGUGGCCUACCACAAAAAAACGAUGGCGAAAAUGCAUCACAUAACAUUUUAACAUGGAAAUAUCGGUUCUAUCAUUCAGCCUACAGUAGCAGCCAAUGUGUGGUUUUCAAUGUAGGCCUACAUUCCAUGAGACCUUUGAAAAAAACAUGCAGGGUUUGACAUUAACCUGUUUAUCCACUUGUCCUUCAGACAAGGGGGUGACUGAACAUUUUGUUGUGUUGUUUGAUGCAAGAAACCACUUUACAAAAUAAAAUUCAUUAUUAUCCCCAUACCAUUAUUACAGAGAAUCAUACAAAGUAUGCUACCCUCUGCCUAUUGGCUACUUAGCUUAUUCAAGCCUGUCUUAAAAUACAACACUGUCCCUUUAAGGCAUAAAAAAAAACUCUUUACCUGACUUGCUUUUCAAAGAUGACUAGAAAUGUACACGUUUUGUGCUCUUGUAGGAAGCAAUCACUCCCUCAUUGCUGACUACAAAUUAGCAAUAACUGGGCUAAUAACUCACUAACUAGCAAAGAACAUGAACAAAUGUGGCUACAUGAAGCUCUCACUUUGAUCUCUAAACAAGCGCAUAAUAAUCACGACCGCUCAUACAGUCCAGUUCAAAGUGAAUGGUACAAAUCCAUAUAUGGCAAUGGUCUAUUUGCAUAUAGGCCUACUGCAGCUCUGAUUGGUUAUGGCGCACUAGUCUGUAUAGAGUACGGGCCUGAGUCCUGCCUGUCAAUGCAAUAUAAUCCUAUUCCGAUGCGCUCUGCCUACAACAAAAUCUCUUGCAUAGUUAGUUUUGAUAACUAAGUCUUGCAUAGUUCGUUUUGUUUCGGUAUGUUGCAUUGAAAGUGGCUAAUAUUGCGUUGAUUCGAUCACGGACACGUGCGCAGCUUAGAGGGAACAUUGGGUACCAGUACCUAGUCGAUGUGCAGGGGUACGAGGUAAUUGAGGUAGAUAUGUACAUAUAACUAGGAAUAAAGUGACAGAUAGUAAACAGUAGCAGUAGCAUAUGUGAUGAGUCAAAACAGUUAGUGCAAAAAGGGUCAAUGCAGAUAGUCUAGGUAGCUAUUUGCUUAACUAUUUAGACAACUAUUUAGCAGUCUUAUGGCUUGGGGGUAGAAGCUGCCGUGCGGUAGCAGAGAGAAUAGUCUGACUAGGGUGGCUGGAGUCUUUGACAAUUUUUAGGGCCUUCCUCAGACACAGCCUGGUAUAGAGGUCCUGGAUGGCAGGGAGCUCGGCCCCAGUGAUGUACUGGGCCGUCUGCACUACCCUUUGUAGCACUUUGCGGUCGGAUGCCAAGCAGUUGCCAUUCCAAGCUGUGACGCAGCCAGUCAAGAUGCUCUCAAUGGUGCAGCUAUAUAACUUUUUGAGGAUCUGAGGGCCCAUGCCAAAUCUUUUCAGCCUCCUGAGGGAAAAGAGGAGUUGUUGUGCCAUCUUCACAACUGUGUUGGUGUGUUUGGACCAUAAUAGAUCCUUAGUGAUGUGGACACCGAGGAACUUGAAGCUCUCGACCCGCUCCACUUCAGCCUCGUCAAUGUGAAUGGGGGCGUGCUCGGCCCUCCGUUUCCUGUAGUCCACGAUCAGCUCCUUUGUCUUGCUGACGUUGAGGGAGAGGUUGUUGUCCAGGCCUUCCACCGUCGUGUCGUCGAGGAGGGGUCAACAUGCCAAGAGAUGGAUAGCUUGUCUAAUUGAUUAAUUAUGGGUAGCCUACAUAUUCUUCAUCUGAAUAAUUGCAUCAAUAUUGAUCAUUUCCUGUUUUUGCAUUUUGUAUAUAAUCAAUAUCAAGCACCGCAGUCAAGCACAUGAUUCUCAGCAGUUGUACACCCUAAAUUCACCUUUCUGUGACAUUCCCUCUGGUUAUGCCUUCCCCUCAUCCCUGUUAUCCUUUAUUAGCCUGGCUGACGUGAAUCACGAGGACUUCGAGUUUGGUGUCAGCCAGACUAAUCCUUUAUAGGCCUACUCUCUUAUUAUUUGCUCAAUCACAUCUCUCUUCUCCCACUCAGCAACCUCUUGUAUCUUCAUCUCUCCUCUGCCCCAGGUGUCCCUGGUGUUCCUCAUCAGUGGGUUGGUAAUCCUGGGCUACUCCUCCUCCAUCAGUGGUCAGAACACAUACCAGGCCGUGGUGAAGGAUGUGUGUGGGCCUGCCAUCGGGCAGCUCUGUGAGGUUGUCUUCGUUUUCAACCUCUUCAUGAUCUCUGUGGCCUUCCUGGUCAUAGUGUCAGACCAGCUGGAGAAACGUGAGUAUGUUCAUGCUUCUCCCCGACUGCAUGAUUCCCUGACUAUCUCUUGCUGGAUUAUGUUACCAUUUGAUAAUCAAGUCAUUCCUUCAUGAACUAUUUCUUCUGGAGCCUUUGAAAUCAUCAGAUUUUCAUGUCCCCACUUCUCAUUAUGUAAUGAUGAUCAUUGGAAAUAGGUUAAUGAUAUAGAUUUUCAACUUCAUAUACAGUAUCUGAUACAUGUUUCUUUAUGUCAUUUAUGUGUUUGUGUUGCAGUAUGCAUCUCCCUGUAUGAGUUGAUCACUGGAUUACCCGAGGCAGAUAUGCCAUACCACUGGUACACACACCCACAUUUCGCCCUCAUCCUCCUGUGUGUCUUCCUCAUCCUCCCUCUCUCCAUCCCUAAAGAGAUCAGUAUUCAGAAGUACAUCAGGUGAGUGAGUCAUUUAUGGGCAGUGUACUACAGCAUUGCAAAGAUUUAAACCCAGGCUACUUGGUGCAGAACAUUGCACCAUUUGUGUGGCGGUUGGCUGCCAUAUUCAAUCUCAUGUUAUACUCAACCCUUUCCCUCUUUUGAAGUGUUUUAGGUACUCUGGCAGCUACAUACUUAACAGUGGCCAUCAUUGUGAAAUAUCACACAAGAGAGGGCAGUGAGGUGCACGAAUCCCCCUUGUACACUAGUGGGUGAGUGCUUGUCAUCUCAAUUCGUAUUCUUUUUUUUUCUUUUUUUUCUUUGAGCAAUUUCUGUCCUUGUUACAUAGUCUGAGUGAGGUGAACAAUAUCGAUAUGAUUUUAUGAUAGGCCUAUAUGAGGGCCUUUAGCAUAGGCCUAUAUGCUACUUGGAAAAAUGCUGUCAAGUUAAAUGUAACCUGUAAAGAAGUCUGUGAGAUCAGGAUCUAAGAUGCUCUUUAAUAUAAGCUGCAAUUAGUCCUUGUUCCCUUGUUAAAGGUAUUUUAAUUGUGAACUACAUUUUGACUGUCUGGGAGUGGAGUCCAAGCCCUCAGCCCACACAUUGUAAUGUGUAGGUGUGAUUGACAGAAACUGUAAAAGACUGAAAUUGCCUCAGGUCAGACUAGGUCCUGUUGAAAAGGCCCUUUUCAGAGCCACUCUGAAGUUUUCUUGUCGUCUUUCUGUAGAAUAAACUCUUGGGCUUCGAUGUUCAGCGUUAUACCGACCAUCUGCUUUGGCUUUCAGGUGAGUACGGCUUCAAUCAUGUUUGGUUUUCAAAGUGGUCACUUGUGAGGUUUGAUUUAUUUUCUUUAUGACGCCAGUGGUUUAAAGUCUGGCAUUUACCCCAAAUUCUGGUCAAUUGAGGAGCUGUCUAUUAAUGAGCAUCACAAUUCAACAGAGCCUCAGGCUAUCCGGCAGAGGAGAGCUGUUUCUCUGUUCAAUAUUUUAACUUGGGUAAGAUUGGAAGAAAAUUGGAAAAUAUCACUCAUUUUCAGAGAUAUUAUUUGUAAUCUUCUGAGUAACCAAGGAAACACAGGGGGAUUGUCAGAAAUGUAAUAAAAGGGAAGUAGGGAGAGAGGCCCACAAAGCCCAGCUCCCUAAGCCCCUGAACCCCCAGGCUGAUUGAUUACUGAGCUGGAGAAAAAAAUAGGAAGGAUGGGAAUCCUGAAGGGAGGUGGGAUGGAGGAUUGUUAGAGAAAGAUCGAGGAAAAUUAGAUUGAGGAACCUGGAAGAACCUUGCUAGUGUAAUGUAUAUAGUUGAAUUGUCAGCUUAUGACAAAGGCUCUGACGUUCUAUGAUUGGGAGCAUUAAGAGCUGUGGAGCCCCAUGUUAUAGAUAGCUCUGGCCCUUACAUUGAGACUAACUGGCCACCAGAAUGAUUCAAAGGAUUACACUAAGUGUUGGGACUCAUGUCUGUCACAGGUCUAUGUAGUCAUGUUUCUCUGAGCUUUGCAUUCUGACCCUGCCAUGUUCUGUUCUGUAUCAUUCUGUGCUCCAGUGUCACGAGGCCUGCAUAGCCAUCUAUAGCAGCAUGGAGAACAAAAGCCUGUCCCAUUGGGUACUCAUCUCUGUGGUGUCCAUGUUCUUCUGCCUGGUCAUUUACUCCCUAACUGGUGAGACUCAUCCCUUCAAUGCUCCGUCUCAUAGCACCAAUUGAUUGUAGUGAACACAGUGACUAUUCUACUGUAGACUCUUAGAAAAAAAGGUUCCAAAGGGGUUCUUCGGAUGUCCCCAUAGGAUAACCCUUUUGGGUUCCAUGUAGAACCCUCUGUGGAAAGGGUUCUACAAGGAACCAUAAAGGGUUCUACCUGGAACCAAAAGGGUUCUACCUGGAACCAAAAGGGUCCUUCAAAGGGUUCUCCUAUGGGGACAGCUGAAUAACCUUUUAGGUAAAGUUGGUGUCUGAAUGUGUUUCUCCUCUUUCUGGUUUAGGUGUUUAUGGAUACCUGACAUUUGGCAAGGAUGUUGCAGCAGAUAUUCUGAUGUCAUACACAGGGGACGAUGUCCUCAUGAUCAUUGCAAGACUGCUCUUUGGGAUCUCUAUCAUCACCAUCUACCCCAUCAUCCUCCUGCUUGGAAGGUAACAUGAUGGCUGGAGAGCAUUUAAUAAUGGGCAUUAAAUAGAAAUAGCAUUCAUUGGCCAUUAAAUCAGAACAUUUAAGCCAAAAUAAAGAACUUGUUAUGAAAUGUGUCUGUUUUGACCCAGUGAGUCUCAUUGCACAGUGUCUCUAACGUCCUGCACACAGGUCCGUGAUUCAGGACCCACUGCUGAGUUUCCGUCGGAGCUUCCACGUUGUGACGGAGUCAUAUGAGAACUGUAGCCGCGUGGGGCUGACUAUAGCUUGGAUCACUGUCACCCUCCUCAUUGCCAUGUUCAUCCCAGACAUCAGCAAGGUUAUCAGUAUCAUUGGGGGAAUCAGCGCAUUUUUCAUCUUCAUCUUCCCAGGUUGGCAAAUUAUCCCCCUUUCACACCUUCACUCUCUCCCACACAGUUGUAUGUGAAUCGAACCAGCAGAGAUAAUGUAUGUUUGCUUCAUCUGCAGGACUAUGUCUAGUAUUUGCCAUGCAGUCAGAGCAAGUAUCUUUCAAAACACGGUGAGUUUAAAUCAAUCAUGGUCACUCAUGCAAACCAUUCAUCCAUCCAAAUCCUUCUUUUAAUUUACUCAAUUGUUCUCCUUUAUUUUCUCACUACCCCUCCCCCAUUCCCUCUCAGAGUGGUCCUAACAACAUGGGGGAUGAUCACUCUGAUCUGUGGAGCCUUCAUCUUUGGACAGAGCACCACCAUCGCCAUCAUGCAGCUCCUCAAUAAGAUCUAA